AUGCCUCUCCCCAAGCGGCUUCGUCGUGGGACGCACCGCGGCGGAGGCUUCCGAUGCUCGUGCGCCUCGCUGAUGCUCAUUCUGGUCUUUCUCGUGUGCAACUCGCUUCCUUGGCUGCAUCGGCAGCGAGGGAACGCACCACCGCAGACGCCGUCACUACCUCUUGGACGAGAGGAGCGUGCCGCGGCGAGCGCGGAGGGGAAACGUCCCCGGCCUGCACCAGACUCCCCAGCAACGGCGUCAUUUCUCUCUUCUCUUGACUCUGGCAAACAAACACGAGAUGAUGCUAUAACGCCAACUGGUGUUGCUAACGCAAAGAAACAUGUGACACACUUUUUUGAGAACUCAUCGUUGCUUCAUGUGCAAUUUACAGAUCGUACGAGGGCGUGGAGGCUUAAGGAGAUUAUUGAGAUGAUAGGAUACAGUGCCAGUAGCAAUGACGACAUAACCUCAACUCUUUGCCCUCCGUUGCCGGAAAAUCUGACAAUUCCUAUGGAUGAAUCGUUUCAGAUUGGGAUGCUUCGUGAAUUUGUGGGAGGCGUAUACCACCCGCUGUACUGCAACGCAUGGCAACUGCGUAUGCAUAACGUUUCUAAGCAUGCACGCGGUGAAGGGGACAGCGUCCGCGGAGGAGAUGUAGGAGUAGCGUGCGAUGCAGGCAUACAAAAAAGGUUGGCUGACGCAAUACGGCAUCCGCCAAAGUACGCCUACGUUAUUAUGGUCUCAACCCAUCGCUACUUGGACGGAGCAAUGGUAUUGGCAGAAUCCAUCCGCGAAUAUUCGCCCCUUAGCCGUAGCCGUGGUGCCGAUAUUGUGUUGAUAAUUAAUGAAAACAUCAAGUCUGAAAUGUUUCCAUUACUUCAGGUUCUCUUUGAUCGUGUGCAAAUUUUCAGUGGGCUACAAAAGUGGGCGCCAAAGAGUGCAUACAAGGCGACAUUUGACAAGCUGUACCUGUACAUGCUGGAGGACUAUAAAGACGGGAUUCUUUUUCUCGACGCCGACUCCCUUAUCACAGCUAAUCCGGACUAUCUUCUACAAGCGCAUGAAAGGAUUGCCACCGUUGUGAACUCCAACCACACUAGCUAUUGGACCCAGGCACGCCGUGCGUCACUUUCUUACACUUUGACUGAACACGAGUGGCAGAGACUGCUGCGUUCCAAGAAAUUGCCUUUAUUGUUUGCUGUUGGGUCUGAGAAGUAUUUUCAGACGAGUCUCAUGAGUUUGAGGCCUUCCAUGAAGGUAUUCCUCAAGCUUUAUUUGGAAUUUCGGUUUGGGAGCUACAGGUACAAUCGUUGGCAGGCGCGUGAUGGCGUUCUCUUCCGUAACUGCUUUGCCGCCGUUGGUGAAUGGAUGCGGCGUCCCCAUGGGGUGUAUCAUUUUAAUGGGAAUCCUAAACCGUGGUUUAACCUGGAGCACCUGGACUACGCGCUGCAGCCCAUGAAAGUCAUGAUGCGGACGGAACUGCCGCUCUCGUGGCGAGACCGCAGUUAUCACUACGAGUGGUGGACGCGGUAUGAACGUCUUCACAUGGAAUAUUUUCUGCCAAUCGAGAUGGAAACACGCACGCGUUUUGGCCUCACGCAGAGCGCGGAACUGAGGAAGUGGCGAAAUAAAUAUGGCGCUCACCUAACGCGUGUUCCGUCCGAUGUACACGUCACGAAGUACGGUGGGGUGGCGUUGUUGCGAAGGUCCACGUUGGAGCUGCCACUCCCGCUGGGUCUACACUCCGUAGAGAAGGCUGCCGAAGCAUCUCCACACUCGUACAUGUGGCUUAUGCGGUUUAAUAGGGCCGCAGAAUAUCUUCACCCCACACGAGCGCGCAUGGCGCAGUUAAGGACAGCUACCGUUCCUCUCGCCUCUGUGCAUGAGUUGAGCUUAUUGCUGUCCGCUGUCAAUGCUUCUUCUUCCAACCCACGGGAGCACACCGGCAUUGUCUACGCAUUUGCGACCCCUUCACACGAUGGGGCAGAGGAAACAAAGGAUAAUUUUUGGUCGAGCUGCGAAACGCAAUGCGCCAAGAUGAAUUUGCAGUGUAAUGCCUCACUAUUGGUGGAUACGCGAAUUGCAGACUGUCAGUAUAGUCAACCGCCACUUUCCAUGGCGAAUGGUCUCAUCCGUUGCAAGCAUUGUCUGCCUUAUUUCAAAAGCGGUGCUCCUUUUGUGGUUUUUCAGGAAAACGAGGAAAAUGUGGCAUGGGUGCAAGAAGCCUCUGUGUGUUUUUUUAGCGCAUGGACUCGCUUUGCAGCACCGCUUUGCAACGCAACAAGACCACUUCUUCAUCAAUACAAAUUGCAAAAGGGGGAGUUUUUGGCACCUGUCUGUCCAUGUCAGUAA
This is a messenger RNA of Trypanosoma conorhini, 2334 nucleotides long. RefSeq names its product putative glycogenin glucosyltransferase. Gene Ontology annotation, molecular function: glycosyltransferase activity. The coding region runs from base 1 to 2334 and encodes 777 amino acids. The transcript has a single exon. The record is from RefSeq and is a predicted model, not a curated record. NCBI's taxonomy places the organism in Eukaryota, Euglenozoa, Kinetoplastea, Trypanosomatida, Trypanosomatidae.